Molecule: messenger RNA, 1053 nt
Organism: Dermacentor albipictus
Lineage: Eukaryota; Metazoa; Arthropoda; Arachnida; Ixodida; Ixodidae
Source: RefSeq, a predicted model, not a curated record
AUGGCUGAUCCAGCCAUAUCUCCAAAGAAUUCUGGGCAAUGGCGCUGUUCGCGUUCCCGGUCUACGCUCGCGCGACAACCUUCAAAUCGCACUCGACUGUACACUGCACUUCGUCGGUCACACAUCCGCGGGCGCGUGGCUCUCGCGCCGAGUGCAGCGCUGCUCGUCCUACUGCGACAGAGGUCACCCAUAUUUUGCCGAAGUGCCAGUUUGUACAGAUGGAGGAAGAGGAAAUUCUCGGUGUUCAAGGAACUUGGCAUACCUGGGCCGGAGCCUAGCCUUAUUUUCGGCAACCUGCUUGAAAUCCGGAGAAAGGGCAUGGGCACAGUGACGAGCGAAUGGAUGAAGAAGUAUGGUGACGUCGUGGGCUACUACAACGGCGUCAUACCUGGAAUCAUUAUUCGAGACCUUGAACUUAUAAAACGUAUCUACAUCCAAGACUUCCAGAAUUUCACAGGACGACGGGUCACGUCCGCCGUGUCAAAAAACCUCGCCGUCAACGAAGUUCGAAUAAGCAGAGUGAGUGGCGAAGAUUGGCGCCACUUGAAGAAAAUCAUGCUUCCCGCCUUCAAGACAGCCAAUGUCAAGAAGGCCGUGCCGAUGGUGCAAGAAUGCGUCGAAGAGUGUUUCCGGGCGAUGGACCGCAAGCUCACAGGCUCAGACGGCUGCAUCGAGGUGUUCGAGCCAUUCUGCAUCAUGGGCACUGACUUCGGUCUGCAGUUCUUCGCCGGCGUUCGCACGAACAUCCAGCGGGGCGACGCCUCUUCGCUGGCCCUAUACAAGGCAGCGCGCAAAAGCGUAGGCCAGUUUGGAGGCAGCAAGCUUUUCUAUCUCAAUCUCCUCCCUCCCAGUCGAUUACUGCACAAAAUUAUCUUCGCCGUGCAGUCGAUCUUCACUCAACUACCCUCGGAUGAGGUGAUAGAGAGGAUGCUCCCUAUAAUCAAUCACCGCCGAGAAAACCCUGACCCCACCAAGGAGGACCUACUUCAAUUGCUGCUAAACUCGGAAAAAGAAGAUAGGAAGAACAACGGAAAAAUUGAAGGCAAGUGCUGA